Molecule: messenger RNA, 1345 nt
Organism: Gadus morhua (Atlantic cod)
Lineage: Eukaryota; Metazoa; Chordata; Actinopteri; Gadiformes; Gadidae
Gene: cnpy1
Product: canopy FGF signaling regulator 1
Exons: 6
Coding region: 240-800 (186 amino acids)
Cellular component (GO): endoplasmic reticulum
Source: RefSeq, a predicted model, not a curated record
UGUCAGGACGUGGCGACGCCGCAGGCGAGCACGUAGCAACCACGCCACUGAGUGACUGAGUAUAUGUAUUAUAGAUAAUAUAGACAUAUAUAAGAAGCGCUUACUCUGCGUUGUCAUCAUUUAUGAAAUAUAUCACCCAACGAAGUGGAGUCAUUUAUAUAUCCUUGUAGUUUCAUCUGGAACAAACUGUAAUUUUCGUCUUGCAAACUUUUGCUCCAACCCCUCUCCAGUUCCCCAACAUGUCCUUAUGGAUUAUUCAGAUCGCUGUAGUCAUGCUAUCGCUCCUAAUCAGUCGUAGCCAUCAGAAGAAAGACCCCGUGCUUUACUGUUCAGCGUGCAGAGCGAUCGUCGAUGAGCUCAGCUACUCCAUCAGCCAGGUGGACCCCAAGAAGACCAUCAACGUGGGCAGCUUCCGCCUGAACGCCGACGGGACGCUGCAGGACAAGAAGGUUCCUUUGGCACGGUCUGAGACUUAUCUGAGUGAGCUUCUGGAGGAAGUUUGCAGCAGCAUGAGUGACUAUGCCCUCUAUGUAGACCCCGACACUCAAGAGAAACGUUAUAAGAGGUUUGCUCCCAGAGACAAUGGAGGCACGGAGAGCUUCCCAGACAUUCAAAACUUCAAGUUUGAUGGAAUGGAUUCCUCCAGUGCCUUGAAAUUUGCGUGUGAAACCAUUUUAGAAGACCUAGAUGAAGAUAUCAUCUCGCUCUUCAGCCAAAACACACAACAUGUUGCUGAUGAGUUAUGUUCCGGCGUGUCAGACUACUGUAAAGACGCCAAACACACAAAUGAGGAGUUAUAGUUACUCUAUCAUUUUUUUAUACAUAAUGUAUGAAGAUGAGACCAGGAUAUUCAUAAUUUAUCAAAUAAUUGUUUGGGAGGGGGAAAUCUCAUUUCGACAAAAUUAUUUGUUAUUUUAAUCAUUUUAAAUGAAUGACGUUCCGCUUUGCCUCUGUUCAUACUAUUUGAAACACACUCUAUACACGGUCAUAUCUAUAAUGCAAUUACGAUAGCCCUCACAUUGAAUAAAAUCAAAAUGUACUCAUCACGUAUUGAAAUAACCAUCAUAGUGAAUAAAGAAAAGGCUCAUAAUGCUAAUUCUAAUGCAUACGUUUUUUGCUAAAUAUUGUCAUGUAUAAACCAUGACAACUUAAUUGUAUAACCAGUAUUUUGAUCUAGUUUUUGGAUAGGCUUCCUUUGACAUGUUGUGUAUUGUGUAAACAUAACUUGAGGCCUCCUCAGAAAAGCUAUUCCUGGCUCGACUGUAGGCUGUAAUGCUGUAUUAUUAGAUUUGUAAUACAAUAGUAAUAAAGAAAGAUUUUGCUCAUGCUUAAUCCUCCACAAUGA